AUGGACGAUGACUUGAUUGUCAUUGACGAUGUUGACGUUAUCGAAUCUCAGCCAGGUCCCUCCUUUACCAUCGGAGCUGGAGCAGUGAAUACCCAAUCAUUCUAUGCGAAUUCGCGUCCAAGAUCAGUCGCAGAACGGUCAUUGGCCUCCUCACGCCUUCGAAGCUCCAGUAACCCUCCUACCCACCCCACAAUGGAAACCUCGGAACGUACGACGCGAUCAUCUAUAGCGAAGCCCAAGGCGCAGCCGAAGCUGAAGCUCAAAUUGAGCGAAAAGGCCGCAGCUCAAGCGCCUGGAAUGUCGUUCUUGGGUCAAUAUGAUCAUGAACUAGAUUCAGAUGACGAUGAUUUGGCGUUUGAGGAGCAGUUUAUUUUGCGGAUGCCCCCUGGUGAGGAUGCUGAUAGGCUAAGGAAAACCGUAGCUGCUCGAGAGGUUGCAAAUGAUGUCUGGUUCAAGUUCAAGGACUCUCGAAGAGCUGUGUUUCACAUAGGCAAUAAUACCUACUCUUCGAAACUCGUAGAUCUUCCUUGUAUUAUCGAGUCACAGAAAACGCUGGACAGCAAGCAAAUGUUCAAGGUGGCAGAUAUAUGUCAGAUGUUAGUGGUCGGAAACAAGAUUGCAGAUGAGAGCCAACUAACGAAUCACAAGAACUUCAAUAUCGACGAGUUUAUUUGGCCUCAUGGGAUCACUCCGCCUUUACAUCACGUUAGGAAGCGCAGAUUCCGGAAAAGGGUUAACAGACGGACCAUCGAAAGUGUUGAACAAGAGGUCGAAAGACUCUUGGACGAAGACUCGCUAGCCACGGAAGUUAAAUAUGAUAUUUUGGAGAACGUCAAUCCAGAUUUGUCGGACUCUGAAUUCAUUGAACAGGAGGAACCCCUCAACGCCCCAACGCCAGCAAUAUCCGACACGGGCGAUGCCGCUACACCUGGUGACGAUUUAGGCGACGAAGAAGGCGAAGAGGAAGAAGAAGAAGGAGAGGAGGGCGACAUCGACGAGGAGCUUGCAGCUGAGCUCGACCUAGCACUCGGGGACGAGGAAGGUAUCGAUGAUGAUGAAGAGGAAGAAGAGAGUGAAGAAGAGGAUGAGGAGGAUGACGACGACGACGACGAAGUACAAAUAAGAAAGCUGCUCAAUGAGGAGAUCAGAGACUUGGAAGCUGCUGUUUUCAAGAAAGGCAAGGAAAUUGCCAGCUCAGCCAAUCCCCUCAUACGGAAACGAUUUGAGGAUGCGCUCAAAAAGCUGACAUCUGAUUUGGAAAUGAAACUCGCACAACGGGACGAGAUGAAGGAAAAGCAGCGGCUUAGAAAAGAAGGUAUUGCAGUGGAUGCCAUCGAUGAUACCGAUCCAGACAUCAUCGGGAAUGAGGAAGGGGAUGGAGAUGAGAACGAGGAAGAUGAUGAUCUGUUUGGGCCAGAAGAGGGAACAGAAAUUCGUUGA
Messenger RNA from Laccaria bicolor S238N-H82, 1440 nucleotides. RefSeq lists its product as uncharacterized. Gene Ontology annotation, cellular component: transcription factor TFIID complex. Gene Ontology annotation, biological process: RNA polymerase II preinitiation complex assembly; transcription initiation at RNA polymerase II promoter. The coding region runs from base 1 to 1440 and encodes 479 amino acids. The record is from RefSeq and is a predicted model, not a curated record. The transcript is spliced from 6 exons. Lineage: Eukaryota; Fungi; Basidiomycota; Agaricomycetes; Agaricales; Hydnangiaceae. Gene Ontology annotation, molecular function: RNA polymerase II general transcription initiation factor activity.